UGCUGAAAGCUUAACAUCUCCCGACUCUUUAUAAGAUAAAACAAGGGAACACAAGCCUAAGGUUUAAAUUUUGCCCAAAUCCUUAAGAUUUCGAAAAGGAAGGGAAAAGAGAGAAAGGGUACCAGUUGGUCUAUUACAAGAUUCUUUGUUUUUUGUUUACUAGAAGAUUGCAUGGUGAGGGAAAGGAUGAUGAUGAAUAGUACUUUGUGUGGGAGCAUGGAGAGUUUGAAGAGUGAGAGUUGCUCCAAACUGCUUUCGAAUUCUUCCAGCACUUCGUCGGUGUUGGAAGCUUCUAAGAAGGAUCCUCUGCUCUCGGACUCGGAGAAGAAAAGCUUAACUCCCUCAGUCUCAAGCCUUAACUUUGAUGCCCUCAAGUUUGAUGUGUUGGAUGGAGAAAUGGAAGUCCAGUCACCUGAUAAUUCUGCACUAUGGCAGUCAUUUUUCACCGAUCAGCUCGACGGAGGUGACUUCAUGAUCUCAUCCCCUGUGAGGAACUUGCCUUCUCCUCAAGGUACAAAUUUUGGUAAUUACCAUAGCAAUUAUGUGCAGUCCAUGCAUGGACAGUCUCUUUUAGGAUAUUCUUCUCCUCCGCGGGCGCUAUCUCCCCUAGGGCCUUUUAGCAGUAUACACAAUAAUAGUAGUAAGGUGAAGGGAAUGAGUCCAUUGCACAGAGUUUUGAAUUCUCCUAAUAAUCAAGAGUUUAUGCAAGUGGAGAGCUUUUCCCUACCAGCCCUGGAGAAUUUCUUGGAUGAUUAUGACAGAGAGGAAGAUUUCGGAACCUUGAAAGGCUUUGGUGCUGGUGGAGGCUCUUAUGAUGAGGCCCUCACAACAGUGCCAGCAUUGUUGGAGUGCUUGACUCAGCCAAAUAAUUCCACCAGGUUCUCUGGAUCCGAAUCAACCGUCCUUGGAGGUAAUUCUCAAGGAAGUGAUGGUCUUUAUCAAAAGAAAUCAAUGGUUGCCAAUCCGCCACUUUUACAGCAAUUAGAAGAAGAAAGGGAGCAAGAAAAGAAGCAGCUGCAGCAACAAGCACCCCCACAAAGAGCUCAAGACCUCCAACAAGCCCAAAUUAUUGAUCAUACUUUGAUGGUUCCUCCUCUGUCCUUUGCCCCGGAGCAGGAACAAGAAAGUGGUCUUCAACUGGUGCAUCUACUUCUAGCCUGUGCAGAAGCCACCGCAAAAGAAGACUACAUGCUGGCAGGACGAUACGUGCACCACCUCAACCGAGUUGUGACACCUCUCGGGGACUCCAUGCAACGCGUAGCGUCCUGUUUCACAGAAGCCUUGAGCGCGAGGCUAAACGCAACACUCACAGCCAAACCAACAUCCUCUAAUUCAAAGCCCUUCACCCCUUUCCCUCCAGAUUCCAUUGAAAUCCUCAAAAUCUACCAAAUCCUCUACCAAGCAUGCCCUUACAUAAAAUUCGCACACUUCACCGCCAACCAAGCCAUCUUCGAGGCCUUCGAAUCCGAACAACGCGUGCAUGUCAUCGACUUGGAUAUUCUCCAAGGCUACCAGUGGCCAGCUUUCAUGCAAGCCCUCGCAGCCCGUCCAGGCGGCCCUCCAUUCCUCCGAAUCACCGGGGUCGGCACCUCCCCCGAGGCUGUCAUGGAAACAGGCCGAUGCCUAAGCGAGUUAGCGCACUCGCUUCGCGUGCCAUUCGAGUUCCAUCCAGUCGGUGAACAACUCGAAGACUUAAAACCACAUAUGUUCAACCGACGCGUUGGCGAGGCCUUGGCGGUUAACUCCGUUAACCGCCUCCAACGCGUCCCAGGAAACAGCCUCGGGAACUUACUCACCAUGAUUCGAGAUCAAGCCCCGAACAUAGUAACCAUCGUGGAACAAGAAGCAAGCCAUAACGGCCCAUAUUUCUUAGGCCGAUUCCUCGAGGCACUUCAUUACUAUUCGGCUAUUUUCGACUCCCUCGACGCCACAUUCCCUCUCGAUUCGGCACACAGAGUGAAGGUCGAGCAGUGCAUAUUUGCACCGGAGAUACAAAACAUCGUUGCAUGUGAGGGAUCCGAGAGAGUGAUGAGGCACGAGAAGCUCGAAAAGUGGAGAAUGAUAAUGGAGAGUAAAGGGUUUAAAGGAGUUCCCCUGAGUGAGAACGCGGUGACUCAGUCUAAUAUAUUGCUGGGAUUGUAUUCUUGUGAUGGAUAUAGAUUGACGGAGGACCAUGGUUGCUUGCUGCUAGGGUGGCAGGAUAGAGCUAUUCUUGCUGCGUCUGCAUGGCGAUGCUGAUUUUUUUUUUUAAAACAUAAACUCAGUAUUUAUCGUUGAAUUAAUAAUAUUCAUGAUUUCAUGUCAACUUUUUACCCUUUUAGUUCCUAUUUAUUUUCCUUAAA
Messenger RNA from Daucus carota subsp. sativus, 2342 nucleotides. Its product is annotated as GRAS family protein RAM1. Gene Ontology annotation, biological process: regulation of DNA-templated transcription. The transcript has 2 exons. The record is from RefSeq and is a predicted model, not a curated record. Gene Ontology annotation, molecular function: DNA-binding transcription factor activity; sequence-specific DNA binding. Lineage: Eukaryota; Viridiplantae; Streptophyta; Magnoliopsida; Apiales; Apiaceae. Gene Ontology annotation, cellular component: nucleus. The coding region runs from base 172 to 2238 and encodes 688 amino acids.